Messenger RNA from Nannizzia gypsea CBS 118893, 1542 nucleotides. RefSeq names its product CDP-diacylglycerol-glycerol-3-phosphate 3-phosphatidyltransferase. Gene Ontology annotation, cellular component: mitochondrion. The transcript has 3 exons. The coding region runs from base 1 to 1542 and encodes 513 amino acids. Gene Ontology annotation, molecular function: CDP-diacylglycerol-glycerol-3-phosphate 3-phosphatidyltransferase activity. Gene Ontology annotation, biological process: cardiolipin biosynthetic process. The record is from RefSeq and is a predicted model, not a curated record. Lineage: Eukaryota; Fungi; Ascomycota; Eurotiomycetes; Onygenales; Arthrodermataceae.
AUGCCCAACUACAUAUCCCCUGUCCGCAAGUUCUCGUCUGCUUCGAGCCCAGCAGCGAGUUAUACUAGCUCUUCUUCGCCUAUUGGUAGCCUAACAGUGGAGUUGGAUCGGAUUUCACCCAAAUUCAAAAUACAGGCGUCAGAUAUCCAGAUUCUGAACUCUCCCGCUGCAUUCUAUGAGACUUUGAAGGACAAAAUACGCAACGCAAAACGAAGAGUAUACCUCUCAACGCUGUAUAUCGGGAAAACCGAACAUGAGCUUCUUUCUGUCAUCAAUGAGAGUCUUCGCCGGAACCCCGACUUAAAGGUAUCCAUUCUAACGGAUGCGCUGCGUGGAACUCGUGAAUCGCCGAAUCCCUCUUGUGCUUCCCUCUUAGCCUCCUUGGUGGAGGAAUAUGGACCGGAAAGAGUGGAAAUAAGAAUGUUUCAUACUCCAAACUUCGUUGGAAUGAAGAAGAAAUACGUACCAAAGAGAAUAAACGAAGGAUGGGGUCUUCAACAUAUGAAACUUUACGGGGUAGACGAUGAAAUAAUUCUUUCUGGGGCUAAUCUUUCCGAUGACUAUUUUACAAAUCGACUCGACCGAUACCAUGUUUUUCAGUCAAAAGAGCUGGCUGAGUACUAUUCUCAGAUCCACCAUGCUAUUUGCAGAUUUAGUUUUCAGGUUCUACCGGAUGCAACUAGCAAACAGGGCUAUGUCAUGAAUUGGCCAGCUACGAAUUCUGGGCCAUCCCCUCUAGAUGACCCUAAAGCUUUUAUAUCCGUGGCGUCAAUAUCCCUUUCGAAACUAAUACAGCCACCAACAACCCAGGAUAUUUCUGCAUCCAUGCCCGAAAAUCAAACAUAUGUAUACCCUGUGGCACAGUUCACACCGCUUUUAAAACCAGACCACUCGACAGAGUUUCCAGCUGUUACAAGUAUCCUAAGUGCUCUAGCCAAUAACCCGAUGUUGAAGAAUUCUCGCUGGCUUUUCACUGCUGGCUACUUCAACAUGCACCCGCUUCUCUCAUCUCUUCUGAUUUCAAGCACCACUCCGUCUCCUGUUUCUCUAACUAGCCAAGGAACAGUUCUCACAGCAUCUCCAUGGGCGAAUGGCUUCUACGGGUCUCCAGGGGUCUCAGGAAUGUUACCCGCAGCAUAUACCCACUUGUCCGCUAGGUUCCUAGAUCGGGUCGCAGAAUCACAGAGGACCAAUUCUAUUCAAUUGAAGGAAUGGCGUAAGGGAACUGUGAAUGAGCCUGGUGGGUGGACAUAUCACGCUAAGGGGCUAUGGGUAACACUUCCGAACGAGAAAUAUCCAAGUCUUACUUUUGUUGGAAGCAGCAAUUAUACUAAACGAAGCUACGGCCUUGAUUUGGAGGUUGGUGCUGUCGUAGUAACCACGGACAACAGUUUGAAAGAGAGAUUAGGCCAAGAGACUGAGUGGCUACAAGAGGAUUCCAAUCCCAUUUCAAGGGAGGAUUUAAGGAAAGUUGAACGACGGGUCAGCUGGAAUGUUCGUCUCGCCAUGUGGAUUGUAGAGCGAGUUGGCGGAGCUUUGUGA